Peromyscus eremicus (cactus mouse) is the source of this 1204-nucleotide messenger RNA. It is a transcript of the gene Prr13, whose product is annotated as proline rich 13. Gene Ontology annotation, cellular component: nucleoplasm. Lineage: Eukaryota; Metazoa; Chordata; Mammalia; Rodentia; Cricetidae. Bases 248 to 658 code for a protein of 136 amino acids. The transcript has 4 exons. The record is from RefSeq and is a predicted model, not a curated record.
AGGCUCCGCCUCGCGGCUAGAGCAGCCGUUUCCUCCCAGUUUAGUUGGACCACAGCGAUUGACAAGUCAGUUCUCCAAUCAUUACGCCGAGGGACCACAUACUUGUCGACUAGGUCACAGGGGCGGUGCGGAAGCAUAGAAUGAAUAGGGGUGACCAGGAAGUGCGAACUCAGACUGGACAGGAGGACGGUAGCAGGUCCGGCGGUCUCGGGAAGGUGACAGGGCUGGAGCUAACUAACAUCUAGACAUGUGGAAUCCUAAUGCUGGGCCUAAUCCAUAUCCACCCCAUGUCGUGUGCCCAGGAGGUCCCAAUCCUGCCUGUCCACCACCUGUCAAUCAUCCUGCCUUUCCUCCUGGCCCCUGUCCUCCAGGAGUUCCCCAGGGAAACCCAGCUUUUCCUCCAUGUCGACCCCCUUAUCCUGUACCACAACCAGGAUGUCCAGGAUACCCACCCUCAGGUCCCUACCCUCCCCCAUGCCCACCACCUGCUCCUGGCAUGUGCCCUGUGAAUCCUCUGGCUCCUGGCAUGGUAUGCCCGGGAACAGUGGUAGACAAGAAAAUGCGGAAGAAGAUGAAGAAAGCUCAUAAAAAGAUGCACAAACACCACAAGCAUGGAAAGCAUUCUUCCUCUUCCUCCUCCAGCAGUGACUCUGACUGAACGCAGGGCCCGACCCGCCUCCCCUCAAGUCUCACCAGCUCCGCCCUCCCAUCAAGCUCCAGCUGUCACCUGGGGGCGCUUAGCCCUCUGCUCCCACUCCGCCUGUGCCUCCCCUGCUCUUUAGCCCUGGCUGUCUAGGGAGAAUGGGAAGAAGAUUGCCACGGGCAAGCAAACGCUGCCCUUCUCCCUGCUUGAUAUGGUCAUAGUUGAUGAGGUCAGCAGGGGAAAUGUCUUUCGAAGAUGGUGAGACUUCUGGGCUCAGUGGUGAAGACAGUUUUAAAAUCUGCACCAUGCGAUCUUUUUCAUUUUCUUUUGUAAUGCUGGUGACUAGGGUCUGUGAAAAUUUAUGAUCAAAGACCUGUACUUUUGUAGUGAUGGCACGUUAGGGUGAUUCAGUGGCGACUGUGUUCCCGGCAGGCCUCUUUUUGAUCGCAGUAACUGCUAAGCUGCUGGGAAGUAGGGUCCCCUUAUUUGAUGAGCUCUUUUCGAACCUUAGAUCAAAAUGUUAUCUCAUGGCUCUAAGUCCAAAUAAAAGCUACUCUCCCA